This is a messenger RNA of Rhodofomes roseus, 1874 nucleotides long. RefSeq lists its product as uncharacterized. Lineage: Eukaryota; Fungi; Basidiomycota; Agaricomycetes; Polyporales; Fomitopsidaceae. Bases 155 to 1543 code for a protein of 462 amino acids. The transcript is spliced from 2 exons. The record is from RefSeq and is a predicted model, not a curated record.
GACUUUGCACGGCCGUCUCUCCCCCGUCCGCUGCGCUCGCCUCACUCAGCUGCCACCGCCACCAUCCAGUGCUGGCACUGCUGCUCCUCCCAAGGCCGCCGCGCCAACCUACCCUCUCGACUUGACCCGCUGGCUUCACUCGACUUCAGCCACCAUGUCUCCCGCACUAGUCAUGUCUCACUCCAACGAGUCUUUCGAACAUGAAUAUCACAAUGUACCUUCUCCCAAGUCCGACCGUCCACAUUCUAUCGACCUCUCCCUCGCUCUAGAGCGCGAACUCGAGAGCGAGUCCAUGCCUAACUCGCCUGCGAGGCCAGAUAAUAAGGGCGGGCGGCCACAGUCCUUGGACACCAAUGUCCUCGCGUCCAUCGUGACCCAGCUCCGGAUGAACCUAGAGGAAGUGACUAGGGAGCGCGACUCCUUCAGGAACGAGCUCGCAGAGACGAACUCCAGGGAGCAGAACUUGAAGGACGCGCUGCAGAGCGUAACGGACAAGUGUUUGCGCGCCGAGGCUGGGCUCUCCGCGGCGCGGGACAAGCAUCAGGAAGAUGAGGAAGCAAUCGCUAUGCUGCGUCAGAAGGUCGAGGAGAGCAGACGCGCCUUGAUGCGCUUGCAGACCGAGAGCAGGCGCAGGAGCCAGAUAGGCAACCUCUCCGUCGACUUGUCGCAGCCAGGCUCUACCCCGAUGAACGGACCGCCGACAUCGAAGCGUGCGUCCUUUACUCCUCUGACCGGCAGUCCAGCGCGCGCAAGCCAUCGCCGGAUUGUGUCCCUCUCUGAUCCCGGCUUCGCGAGCGCCCCGCCGUUCGGUGACAACUCCCAAUGGGCGACCUCUCCAGGCUUUACGUCUCCCGAUCCCUCGCAGUCCAUCCGCAGUCCGCCACUUGCGGGAGGGCAGUCGAGGCGCAUGUCAGGAAUGUUCGGCUGGGGCUCUUCGCAACUGCCGGACGUCCCGUCGAUGGACAACUUCGAUAUAGAGAAUCUGCGCAAGGAGCUCGAGAAGUUGAAGGAACAGCUGGAGGAGACCAAGCACGAGCUGAGCGAAGCCCAGGAGGCACGAGAGGCCUCCGAGAGCUGUGUGCGCGCACUUCGCACGUUCAUCGCGGAGAAUAGCGUGGGCGAGCAGACGGCCCGGUCCACCAUCCGAGCUGCGACAAAGCCUGAUCCCACCCCUGCCACGGGCCAGGGCGCCGCCUCGCGAUGGGGCUUCAAGCUUUGGUCGAUGCCCGAGACACCCGCGAAUACCCCUGCACCGGCACCUCCGUCGGCGACAUCAAGCUCUGCAGCGCCAGUGACGCGCAAGCUGGGCGGGUUCUUCAGUCCCCGUUCGAGUAUCUCUUCGACGUCCAGCCCUGCGCGUGUCCUACAGGAGCCUCCUUACCAUGGCUCGGACACUUCGUCGAUUGCGGACUCAACGACGGAGCCUGUCAGUCCGGCCUCCUCGAUGCCUCAGACCAGCAUCCACGUCAAAGAUGCUGAGGGUGCCUCGCUCGAUUCGAUGACGCUGGCGGAGGUGGCGAAGCCAGUGGAGAUUCAUAUCUAGGUUCCGUCAACAGGUCUCGGACUUCAUGGAUUUGGAUUAUACGUAUGUUUGCGAUCACAGGCUAUCGCGACGGGAUUACGGCUUAUAUGGAUCAUCUGUAUAUUAUGAUACACUACAUCCACAGAUUUUACUACGUACGUUUUGAUGACCUAGAUGUGUACGAUCGCGCUCUUGCGAUUUCGUCUCGUACUGUACUAUACUGGACAAACGGUAUAUGACGUUGCCUUCACUGCAAUAUCAGCGAAGUUACUUCACAUGAGGCCUAUCAUUGACAGUGUUCGUGGUCCUGAUUCGUAUUGAAAGUUUGACCGAACACAUUGGCACCUUUAAU